Molecule: messenger RNA, 3467 nt
Organism: Silurus meridionalis
Lineage: Eukaryota; Metazoa; Chordata; Actinopteri; Siluriformes; Siluridae
Gene: lmln
Product: leishmanolysin-like (metallopeptidase M8 family)
Exons: 17
Coding region: 159-2126 (655 amino acids)
Biological process (GO): cell adhesion; proteolysis
Cellular component (GO): cytoplasm; membrane
Molecular function (GO): metalloendopeptidase activity
Source: RefSeq, a predicted model, not a curated record
UGUGGGAAUGGGCAGUGGGUGGGAGACGGAUGGAUGUGUGUUGGGCAGAAAGCGCGUGUGUGCGGGUGAGGUAUGAGUGAUAAAAGUGCAGCUGUACAGCGGGCAGAAGAGGAAUAUCAGGCCGGGUUGGAGGUGGGCUUUCCGGCUGCAGUGAAGCGAUGGCUGCAGGCUGCUGGAGACUCUGUGUGUCUCUCUGGGUUUUCUGCUUUCUGCUCGUCCACACACACUGUCACACGUGUAGCCACAAAGUGCCCUCGCCUUCAGAGGUGAUACAUGAUGUCUACCUGAAACCAGGGAGGCUGACAAAAAGAAGCACUGAAAAGCAGUUAAAGAUACAAAUUGUUUAUGACUUCAGUUUGGAAGUGCUAGAUGAGGACAAGAGCAGUCUAGUGAAGGACAAACUCUUCCCACAAGCUAUUGAUUAUCUCCAGAGAGCUUUCAGGGUGCGUAGGCAGGCAGGUCCUGUGUUAUUAAGCAGACAAUGCGCAACAAACCAAUAUCUGCGGAAAAAAGACGAGCCCCAUCGCUAUUGCCAAGAAGCUUGUGCGAAUAUCACAAAAUGCGGACCGGUUAUCGUGCCGGAGCAGCAUUUACAGCAAUGCAGAGUGUGCAGCGACACGUGGAAAUUAUGUGGGCCACACGGACCUCCAGAUGGUGAGGGUAUUGAAGGGGCAGAUUUUGUCCUGUAUGUGAGCGGGGUGACCACAGAGCGCUGCGGCCAAGAAAACAUUGUGGCCUAUGCGGCAUACUGCCAACUGGAGGCAGAACUAGACAGGCCCAUUGCAGGAUAUGCAAAUUUGUGUCCAAGUAUGAUCUCAACCCAACCCCAAGAGUUUGAGGGCAUGUUGUCCACUGUCAAGCACGAGAUCAUGCAUGCCUUGGGUUUUUCAGCUGGGCUCUUCGCCUUUUACCACGACGACGACGGGAAACCUCUGACUCCACGCUUUGCAAGUGGCUUACCAGCCUUUAAUGAAAGUUUGGGCCUAUAUCAAUGGAGUGAAAAAGUCAUAAAGAGCGCGACACGAUUAUGGGACAUCCGUGGAGGUCACAUGAUUCGACACGAGGUCCAUCUAAUGGUCACACCACGGGUUGUAGAAGAAGCUCGGAGACAUUUUAAAUGCCCUAUUCUCGAGGGCAUGGAGCUGGAAAACCAAGGCGGCAUGGGCACAGAGCUGAAUCACUGGGAAAAACGCUUACUAGAGAACGAAGCGAUGACUGGGUCUCAUACACAGAACAGAGUUUUUUCCAGGAUAACGCUGGCUAUAAUGGAAGACACAGGGUGGUACAGAGCUAAUUACAGCAUGGCUGAAGACUUAGAAUGGGGCAAAGGUUUGGGCUGUGACUUUGUGAUGAAAAGCUGCAAAUUCUGGAUUGACCAGCAACGCAAAAUGAAGCCCACGGUGAGCCCAUACUGUGACUCUGUACGAGGCAUGCCCCUACAGCUCUCCUGCAGGCAGGACCUGCUAGCUGUGGCUGUAUGCAAUCUGCAGAAGUAUCUUCAGCCUUUGCCUCAAGAAUAUCAGUAUUUUGAUCGUAUAGCCGGAGUGGCUGAAGGAGAUUUGCCCUUUUAUGGAGGUUCAGUGGAGAUUGCAGACUUUUGCCCCUUCAGUCAGGAGUUCAGCUGGCAUCUGAGUGGAGAGUACCAACGCAGCUCCUUCUGCAGAAUUCAGGAAAACCAGCCAGACUCGUGGAGGAAUUAUGCGGCUGAAGAAUACGGUCCUGACUCUGUGUGUCUGUACCAGAAGUCAGCCUUUGUAAUGGAACAGUGCAAUAAGCGCAUGACUUACCCAGACUGGGGAAGUGGCUGCUAUAAGACAUCGUGCUCAAAAGAGGGUUUACAGGUAUGGCUGCAGGAUCAGAGUUUCCUGUGUGUACAUGCUGGCCAGGUGCUUAAUGUGAACGUGAGGAUGAAUGGGUGGGUGUACAGUGGGCAGCUGAUCUGUCCUGCCUGCUCAAACUUCUGCAGCCACUGUCCUCUUUCUCACGAGCUCCCACCAAUCAACACUACUCGCACUGUUCGGAUAGACCCAUGCUCCAGCUCUUCUGGCUUGGUGGUGACAUUGUGGCGGCUCCUGCUCAACCUUAUUCCACUGCUGGUGGGCUGCAUGCUGUGUGUGAGGAAUUAAAAUUGGUCAGUUUUGAUGGGGUGUAUGAAGGUGGGAUGUGGGCAACCUUCUGCCUCAGGCCUGCUGCUGAGAUUCUUAUAUUUGCAGGGAAAGCAGAGUUAACGUAUCUCUGUACCACCGUCUCUCUCCUGCGAACAUGAAGGCCGCAGUUAAAGUCGGAUGGAAAAAGCCAUGAACUGCGCCGUCUUGAUAUCAAGUGCCAGUCAGCCGUAUUUAAGACCAGAAGCCAUAGUCGUCCAGGCAGGCGUGCAGCAGGUGACCUUCAAAAAUGCUGGUGCUAAUUUUUGUCGAGUUCUACAUAUCUCCGGUGGACCUGUAGCGUUUUUAUUUUCCCCCAGAGUGAAUGUUUAUAAUGGCCAGUGCGUAUUAGUUGUGGAUCAGUGAAUGUGGAUGUGUGUCGUGUGUCUAUAUGAAGUGGCUCAGACAAAUCCAGGAGAAACCUCUUUAAGGUGAAAUGUCCAAGCUCUACAUUUAAUGGAAUUGUUUGUUUGAAUUGAAUUGGCAUGUACUGUGAGAAAAGAAGAAAGAAAAAAAAAUCUUAAGUAGCUCAUGCUUUCUCUUUUUAUAGAGAUAUUUACUAAGAGGUUUUGAUAUUUAUUUAAGGAAAACAGUGUAUUAAACUGUGUCCGAUGCUUUCAAAUUGUACAUUUUGAUCAGACUUGACAGAAUGAUUUAAUAUAACAACUGCUGCACUAAUCUGAAAACCCAAUAGCGAUGCACUAGGUCAGUUUUGCAGUGUUUUCAUGCACAUUUGUAAUUCCCUGUUAGUACUGGUUUUAAUUUUUUUUUUUUUUUUUUUUAACCUUAAAUGUCUAGUUAUUAAUGUCUGAUGUGUGUCUAAACGUGUUAUUAUUUUCACUUUCAGUCCAAAAUGGCAUUGCUGUUAUAAUCAUUCUAUCACAUAAAAGACCAGUUCUCAGCUUGAAAGUUUGGGGCAUGUAAGGUUUUUUUUAUAUUUUCUCAUAAGUAGUUAAAAUAUUUAGCUUUUUAUUAUUUGUCAUAAUGUGUUGAACGGCCCAGCACAUCGUACGCUGAGUUUAUAGCUUGUCUUUUAAACUGCUGUACCAGACUCUGGUUGUUCUUAAUGAAGAAUUAUUUUAUUUUUUUUAUUUUUUUAUUUUUAUUUAGAUUCUAACCAUACAGUUUGCAUAAAACCUGAGCAACUGCCAGAUAUCUGACAUUGGGUGAAGACAUAACACUGUGCAAAAGCAUUUAAUCAUUUGUAGAAAUGUCAGAUUACAAAUUUGAACGAUUAUUUUCAUGAGAAUCUGCAUUUUUUCCCCUGUGAACAGAAUGUUAGUGUUGAAGAUGAGAAUAAAAGUAUCAGUAGUCUUUAUAUUA